AUGACAUUGGAAUGGGAUAAUUUGGAAGCGAAAAUCGAUGGUCGGCAGUUACAUCAUUUUGGCCUUGCUGAUGACAUAGUUCUUAUAACACCAAACAUUAGCCAAGCGGAACGUAUUCUUGCCGACGUUGAUAACGCCUGUGGAAAGAUUUGUCUUCGACUAAAUCUCACUAAAACGAUGUUCAUGAGGAACGACUGGUUUCGCAUGACCCAUUCAUGCUCAACGGAGCGAAAAUCUCCGAAUACUCCAACUACGUCUAUCUGGAACGGGAAUUCACCAUAA
Angiostrongylus costaricensis is the source of this 282-nucleotide messenger RNA. The record is from the annotation of a GenBank genome assembly. Lineage: Eukaryota; Metazoa; Nematoda; Chromadorea; Rhabditida; Metastrongylidae.